Messenger RNA from Nicotiana tabacum (common tobacco), 981 nucleotides. NCBI's taxonomy places the organism in Eukaryota, Viridiplantae, Streptophyta, Magnoliopsida, Solanales, Solanaceae. The record is from RefSeq and is a predicted model, not a curated record.
AUGGAAAUUUAUAUAAAAUCCUAUGAUGUCAAAGUAUGGCGCGUUAUCAAAAAGGAAAACUAUCCACUACCAACAGCAGAUCAACCACCCGCUGAUCCUGAAGAUAUAGAUGAAUACACAGACGAGAAAAUGGUGGUUGUUCAAGUUAAUAAUAAAGCACAAAACUUUCUCUAUAAUGCUAUAAAUGAAGAAGAGUAUGAGAAAAGUUUAAGCUGUGAUACAGCCAAAGAAAUGUGGGACAAACUGGAAGUCCCUUAUGAAGGAGCCAACAAAGUGAAAGAAACUCGAAUAAAUAUGUUGGUUCAUGAUUAUGAACUCUUCCAGAUGAAAAAAGGAGAAUCCAUUGAGGAAAUAUUUUCAACAUUCAGCAAAAUUAUUGGCGAUCUAAAAGCCUUUGGAGAUCUUAUAGCAUUUGAGAAAACCCAUCUCAAGAAAACAAAUGAGGAAGAAAAGAAGAAAGUAGUUGCCUUCAAAACUACAACCGAAGGACCUGAAAAUGAUACUGAUAGCGACCCAGAAGCUCUUGAAGAAGAAAUUACCAUGGUAUCAAGAAACAUGGAUGGAUUGAUGAGAAGGUAUGUGCAUGUUCAAGCUGAAUGCCCAGAUCUUAAAAGAAAAGUAUCCAAGGGAUUCAAUAAAAACAAAUCCUUCAGAAGAUGGAGUAAUGAAGACAAUUCAGAACACGAAGAAAUAGCAAAUAUGUAUUUCAUGACCAUCUUGGAAAACAACAUGAACAAAUACUCUAGUUGUUGGACUGAUGAAGAUGCAUCAGACGAUGAAUGCAAGGAAGAUACUGAGAAUUGCUUCAUGACACUAGGUGAAAGAAGCGAGGUAAGAUCCUAUAACUAUGAUAGAUGUAAUGAAAUGCAGGAUAGUCUUGACCUUACCUUGAAGGAGUCUCAAAGAAUGUUGAAUGAACUAAGGAGACUCAAUAUGGAAAAGAAGGACUGGGAACUUAAGCUUGAAGUCUGUGAAAUCUAA